AUGUACAAUGCUACAGCUGAAGAUGCUGUACGACAAUUCGCAAUGCGACAGGAGUCACCGCCCCGGGCGAAUGCUUUCCCCAUUCCAGUCUUCGACAAUGCUAAGGAAGCAGUCUUGGCCAUUGCGAAGUCCAGAACUGAUGACUGGAGGCGUGAGCGGUUCUUCGUGAAGGCGACGAAGUUCAAUGCUCAGGAUAGUCUCAGGAGAACAGCUUCCUUGGAGCUGGUACUCGCGCAGGCUGGAGCCUUUCCGAGCUUUCCACCGGCACAAGUUUGGAAGUCUGGCUUGCUGCGACCUUGGGCGCUGCCCAUCAGCGAGGUGGUUGACAGGAGUUUGUGUGCAGAGUUCCAAGCCCUGUCGCACAUCUGCGACCUCCUGGACGACGCCGGCGUGAAGCAGGCCGAGUUCGAGAGAGUGCCGUCCCCUCAGCUGGCAAGGCGGCUGAAGGCUGUGCAUGUUUUGAAAAGGUGUGGCAGCCCACGUUUUCGCAAGCUCCUGAACAUCAGUGCGGUCUAUGCGCCAGCUCUUGCAGCUUUUGCCGCAGCUGCGAUUGCAGGUGUUCUGUGCCUUGACUUGAGCGUGACGGAGAAUGGGAGGGUGGGGUCGGCUAUGAUCGGUGACUAUCGUGCGGGCGGGGCAGAGUCUGUCUGCGAGAAUCCGACGGUCAAAAGAGCCGAAGGAAUGUCAGACAAGUUUGUCCAGUGGCCUGAAUUGCUGCUGCCCGCAAUGGGGCAGACGGCAUGCUGCUGCGAGAAGACGGAUGAAGAGAGGCUCGUGCCCGUGUCCUCGCUGACGCCCGGCGGCAUCGCAUCGACGGCAGACCCUUGUCUGACCUCGCCGCCCCGCGAGUUCCCAGCUGAGGUCUUAGGAACGCAGAUGGACGGUGCCGUGAACGGUGCAGCUGUCGGUGAAGUGACUUUUUGGGAGCAGUUGGAGGGCAUGUAUGUCCGGGAGCAAGACGGGAAGUACAUGGCGAGCAUCCAAUCCAACCUCGUGCACUGGGCGGACGAGUUUCGCUCGGACCCCUCCGAGCUGUCCAUCACGGGCACCCGGGAGGUCUGCCUCAGUUUGGGUGGCCGGGUCUACACCGCGGAAAUCUCUGCGAGCCUGGGGACCUUACUCUGGGACGAUGGCGAGGAGCUGCCGCUCUUCAGCUUGCGGCAGCCGUUCCCAGAGAUCGGGCAGCCUUCUGGAGAACUCGCACUGAACAUGUUCGAGGACCGCUACGUGGAGCUGGUGCGGCGACUGGAGUCCGGGAAGAGCCCCCAUUUCGGCUACACUGCAGUUUCGCACCGGCGCGUUCGCGGGCGAGGGGUCCUCCUGGACGGCCGUGGCUUCCGAUGGGUGGGUUCCCGCAAGUCGGGCCCGGUCGUGCUGCAGGUUUUCGGAUACUCUCCAUCCGUAGCGAAGUGGUCAAGGCAGACCUUUGUAGGCGUGAGGUACAUUGCAACGGUGCAGACGUUUGCAGACCGCGACCUUUCGCGAAUGCACACUGGUGGCAGAGAACAUCCUGCACUCGAGACGAUCUGGGGACAGGUCUACGUCCAAACUGGUGGAGGUCUGGGCUUUGCCUCGUACCAUUUUCACCAUCCGGGCGAGUGCUACAUCUCCUACGAGAGGGCAAACAACAACACCUUCCCGAAGCUGGACGACGGCAGCCAGCCCCCCGCGAAGAAGUACUUCGAAGAGGUUGUCUACGACCCAGGAACCCGCUGUUUUCGAGGAGUCAUUGACUGGUCGCCAAGCUCCUGGCAGGGUGACGAGAAGUGGGUGUACAACAUGGUCUUCUCUGCAGAUCUGGACAGCAUUGUUGCGGGAACCGUGCAUGCCAUCCCUGCGAACAAAGCAAAGCAGACAAAGGAGCUGCGCUUCGGAGUGUCCGGGGCCGCCGCCUCGGAUGUCGAAGCGGCUCUGGGUGCAGCGGAGGCCUUGGCUAUCACAGCAGGCCUCGUCUUCGAUGAUGAGUGCCUUGGCUUAUGCUGCGUUGGUUGGUCUGCGAAAGCCGGAACCGACGUAGGAGACUUCGGGCAAAGGCUGGUCUCGCCUGGAGGCCAUAGGAACUCUGCAGAGGAAGACGCCCUGUACUCCGUGCUUUUGGCCACCGCCAAGCAAACGGAAGGAGAUCUCCACAGCAGCGCAGAGGAUGCCCUUUGCGCUUGCUGGGAGGACUCCGGAGAUGCCAAGGUGAACGCAGAGAUGGCUCGAGGAAUUGAGCUGCUGGACGACCAGAAGGCUGCAGGGCAAUUGACCGGAGCUGUGCAUCCGUUCUGCGACAAGGCGGAUGAGGCCGUAGAAAGCUUCACGCGCGUGACGGAGAUGGCGCCCAACUUCGCGGAGGGCUGGCACAAGCUCUCCAUUGCUCACUAUGCGAAACAGGCUCUCAAACUUCAGCCGCGGCACUACUGGUGCGCUGGGACGGUAGCAGUUUUCUGCGUCAUAGAGCUGCUGGUUCAGGUGCUUGACGGGCAUGGGCAGUUGCACGGCUACUACGAGCUGGAUGAGAAGCAGAAAGCACGAGAAUGUUGGGAGGCGGCGCUGGAGAUCUUUCCGGCGAUGCCCGGAGCGCAGGCGAAGAUCGAAGAAGCCGCCUCUUUGCUAACAUUAGCGAGGGACUUGAAGGACAUCAUGGACGAGCACCCCGGCUCCGAACGCUGCGGGUGUGGUGUGUGGCAUCUCAGGCCAGCUUGCCGAGUCGACAGUCUCAGCGUGUUGCAGCUUUUGGAGCCCGAAGCCAUUCAAGAGCUUGCCUCUGUGAGCACAUCGGCUUUGCCCGUCAUAGAUCGAUUUGUCAACGGCUUCCAGACAGAGAAUGCUGAGCUCGCGACGGUGCCGCUGCCUCAGCAGAUGCGCAACAAACAGCCAACCUCUGACUGGUUGAAAAUUGCCACAGACCUCGGAGAACGAGACCCUCUGAAAUACAAGUUGCGAUGGCCAGCAAGCGAGUACUCAUCGUCUGAUCGUUUUCUGGAGACAGCCACUGGGAGCCUUGGGCUGAUACAAACCUGCCCACAGGAUGUCCACCGGCUCAAGAUUGACCGCGACAACUUCCCAGAUGCCUCUCGCAUUGAUCCGCAAUUGUCAG
Messenger RNA from Symbiodinium necroappetens, 3082 nucleotides. Lineage: Eukaryota; Dinophyceae; Suessiales; Symbiodiniaceae. The record is from the annotation of a GenBank genome assembly.